AUGGCGGCUACACCAUCUCUCCUCUCCAAAGUCAUCCUGAUAACCGGCGCAAACAGCGGCAUAGGAAAAGCCACUGCCCUCUCCCUCGCCACCCUAAACCCAGCACAGAUCUGGAUCGCCGCCCGUAACGUCGCAAGCGGCCAUGCUGCUGUUGCUGAAAUCAAAGCCGCCGCACCAACCGUCGAUGUUCGAUUCGUAGAAUGCGAUCUAGCGAGUUUUGACUCGGUAGCAAGAGCGGCGAGGGAAGUGGUUGAGGGUUGUGGAGGCCGAUUAGAUGUUUUGAUGCUGAAUGCGGGAAUCAUGGGCGGUCACCCCGGUACUACACUUCAAGGCCACGAACUGCAAUUCGGGACGAACCACGUCGGCCAUGCCCUCCUCCUAAAGCUCCUCACACCAACCUUGCUUUCCACUGUCGAAACCACGGGCUCAACACUCCGCGUCAUAUCUGUCAGCUCGCGAGGCCACGCUCACGCCGCCGCGCUACCAACCGGCGGCAUCGCGUUUGACACGUCGAAAUCCUCGCAACCUAAUCUGUCAGGCGUGAACAAGUACACGCAAUCCAAAUUAGCCAACGCGGUCUACGUGCACCAAUACGCAUUAUCUUACCCACAGAUCCUUAGUGUGGCGAUCCAUCCCGGCGACGUUUUGACAGAAAUCUUCAAUAAAGGCGUGGAAGGAGGUGAUGAGCAGAUCAAAUAUCUGGCGAGAGAGAUAGCGCCGAAGAGAUGUGGGUCGUUGGAGGAAGGGAUCAAGAACGGAGUUUGGGCGGCGACUGCGGACGGCGUGCUGAGUGGCCGGUACUAUGAACCUGUGGGUGUGUUGGGUAUGGGGAGUGAGUUAUCCAAGGAUAGAGAGUUGGGCGAGGAGUUAUGGGCCUGA
Alternaria incomplexa is the source of this 879-nucleotide messenger RNA. RefSeq lists its product as uncharacterized. NCBI's taxonomy places the organism in Eukaryota, Fungi, Ascomycota, Dothideomycetes, Pleosporales, Pleosporaceae. The transcript has 2 exons. The coding region runs from base 1 to 879 and encodes 292 amino acids. The record is from RefSeq and is a predicted model, not a curated record.